UCUGUAUUUAUAAAAUGAAGAAUCAGAAUUUGCUGAAGAAGAAGAAGCAGCAAUGGGAGGAGGCAACGGGCAGAAAUCGAGGAUGGCUCGAGAGAAGAACAUCGAAAAGUUGAAAGGAAACAAAGGAAGUCAACUUGAGAACAACAAGAAAGCCAUGUCUAUUCAGUGCAAGAUAUGCAUGCAGACAUUCAUGUGCACCACAACUGAAGUGAAGUGCAAGGAACACGCAGACGCCAAACACCCUAAAACCGGUCUUCAAACAUGUUUCCCUCAUCUCAACAACAAAUGAAACCUAUCAUCAUAACUCUCUAUCAGACCAGACC
Impatiens glandulifera is the source of this 323-nucleotide messenger RNA. RefSeq lists its product as uncharacterized. NCBI's taxonomy places the organism in Eukaryota, Viridiplantae, Streptophyta, Magnoliopsida, Ericales, Balsaminaceae. The transcript is spliced from 3 exons. Bases 53 to 289 code for a protein of 78 amino acids. The record is from RefSeq and is a predicted model, not a curated record.